Schistosoma margrebowiei is the source of this 1098-nucleotide messenger RNA. Lineage: Eukaryota; Metazoa; Platyhelminthes; Trematoda; Strigeidida; Schistosomatidae. The record is from the annotation of a GenBank genome assembly.
AUGAAUAAAGGAAACCGUACUUCUUCACAACUUUGGAGUAUUCUUGCACGCGCGGUCAAGUGUAGUUACAGAGAAGGAAAACCUAAAUUAUCUUGUAGCAGGCACUUUGAAACUAGUCCUUUGACGAAAAAGGUUUUUGAAGUCCAUCUAUUAGAACAACCCGCCGAGAUAGAUGAAAAUACAUUAUGGUUGGAACUUGUACCGCGUCCGGUUAUUCACCAGUCAAAUGAUUCACUUGAAUUACCCACCAUUGUUUCUUCUUUACAUGUACGGAUCUAUAAAACACUUAGUAUCGCCAAAACAUCCGACUCUUGUAUGAAUCCAUUAUUAGAUGUGUUAACUGGUUUCGAUAACACAGGGAAUGUUCACUUAUGGUCUAGUGAAAUUUUAUUGGCCCAUAGUAUGUUCUUUGAUUGUCUUUAUCCUGGUCUAUGGAAUGAAUUGUAUAAUAAUUUUGAUGAUCAUCCGAUUGAAAACGUCUGUGAAUUAUGUGCUGGUAUGACUGGUGCUGCUGGUUUAGCUAUUUCUUUACGCAAAUAUUCGAAUAUAUUUAAAACAUCAUAUGUGUUGAUUACUGAUGGUAAUGAUCAAUGUGUUGCAUCUAUCUCCUCUAUUAUUGAGCAUAAUUCUAAACGCUUAUUGGAUAAUUGCAAUCUUGAUCAAGCUUUCCUGUUACAUGUGGACGUAAAAAAUAUACGAUGGCCAGAAAAUUCUUCACGGUCAUCAUCGUCCUUGAUUGCUGAGCUAGAUGAAUCUUUAAUUCAUCGAUUUGAUUUAAUUAUAGCAGCUGAUUGUUUCUUUGACCAAUCCUACCAUCUCAGUAUGUUAAAUACAAUCAAUAGACUACUGUCUUCACAAUCUGGAUCAACAUUUCUAGCUAUUUCACCUUUACGUGGUAAUAGUUUGCAUAAUUUUAUUAAUUUGGCUUAUCGAAUGGAGCAAACUUAUAGUUGGACUGUCAAAUUAAUACCACCUUCAGACUACUUAUCAUCACAGUUUAUAAGUUAUUUAAUUGAUGAAUCAAAUCGUGUUCAAUUUAAUGACGGUGAAUUAGAUAAUAAAAUUGGUCAUUUGAUUGCUUUUACACGAACUAACUAG